CGACGCGGCGCGCGGGAGUUGGAAGGUGCGCAAGGACUUUUUGGGGCAGGCGCUGCGAGAGUGUCGAGUUCCGGCGGACUUUUUGCACCGGGGAGCGAGCGGCGCGAUGGCGCCGGCGGCCAUGCCGGGCAUCUCCAAGGGCCGCUGGACGCCCGACGCGGAGGGCCGCGCUCUCCUCGAGACGAUCUUUCAGGCAGACAAUUUUCCGGCGCGGCCGGUGAGGCUGCAGCUGGCCGAGGCGCUUAAGGUGAACCAGCGGCAGAUACAGGUAUGGUUUCAGAACCGGCGGCAGCGGCUCAAGCGAGAGCAGGAGGGGGGGUUGGGAGGCGAGGGGGCGGCGGGCGAGGGGGCAGGGAGCGAGCUCGGCGGCAGCGGCCCGCGGGGUGAGGAGACGCCACCUCCGGGCAGCGCGCCGCUGUUUGGGAUGCAGGCGCAUCCGGGCGCCGGCAGCAGCAGCGUGGAGGGCGGAGGCGGAGGGCGGAGAGAGGCGACGCGGUGCCUCGCGCGGCUCCUCGAGUCCCGCAGCGGCGCCCGAGCGCUGCGCGGCGCGGCGCGUGCGAUGCUGCACAACAACCCGCUGAUGAGGCACCCGCGGGCGCCGUGCCACCGCCUGCUCGCGCAGCUCUCGACGCUCGAGAUCGAGGCCGAGGCGGAGGGGGAGGGGGCGCCGCCGCUGCAGAGCGCGCCGACCGACGUCGAGGCGCUGGAGGGGCUCUCGUCCCUCUUCUACAGCAAGGGUGGCAAACCCUCCAGCUAAGGGGGCGCGCUUCCCUUCGAGCGCCCUCGCCUCCGCUCGGUUUCCGCUGCAUGCUUGCGCGCCGGGGCGACCACACCUGUAUCAUGCGCCCCCUUCCUCUCCCACCCACCGCCCUCCCCGUGUCUUGUCUCUCUGUCGCCACGCUCCCGUAUGCGCCUCUGUUGAGAGGUGGCUGGAGAUCAGUGUCCGAACCCUCGCGCGCCCCGUGCACGCAGUGUCCCGCUCUCUCGAGCGCUCUCUCGCUUAUCAGGCCGCCCGCGCAACCGCGGCCCCUCAUACCAUGUGACCUAUUAGGAAUCUCUCACUGUGUGACGCACGUCGCUACUCACUCGCUCGUAUAUUUAGGUGUCUCUGUCUGACGAUCUCGGGAAAAGCUGGUAAGCUCACAU
Messenger RNA from Emiliania huxleyi CCMP1516, 1146 nucleotides. RefSeq lists its product as hypothetical. The record is from RefSeq and is a predicted model, not a curated record. The transcript has 3 exons. Gene Ontology annotation, molecular function: RNA polymerase II cis-regulatory region sequence-specific DNA binding; DNA-binding transcription factor activity, RNA polymerase II-specific. NCBI's taxonomy places the organism in Eukaryota, Haptophyta, Isochrysidales, Noelaerhabdaceae. The coding region runs from base 107 to 757 and encodes 216 amino acids. Gene Ontology annotation, biological process: cell differentiation; regulation of transcription by RNA polymerase II.